ACUUUUGAAGCAAUAGAAGAUUUAAUAAACCUUCACCAAGAAUUUAAUAAUGAAUUUGAAAAUGCUCUUAAUACAGAGCAUGCUGCUAUCUGGCAAAGAAUAGUAGAUAAAAUUAAUAAUGAUCAUCCAAUUCAAAUCAGUGGCAGACAAUGUCAAAUAAAAUGGAAUGCACUGGUUCACGGUUAUGAAAAUU
Funneliformis geosporum is the source of this 193-nucleotide messenger RNA. Lineage: Eukaryota; Fungi; Glomeromycota; Glomeromycetes; Glomerales; Glomeraceae. The record is from the annotation of a GenBank genome assembly.